Molecule: messenger RNA, 1119 nt
Organism: Cyclocybe aegerita
Lineage: Eukaryota; Fungi; Basidiomycota; Agaricomycetes; Agaricales; Hemipholiotaceae
Source: the annotation of a GenBank genome assembly
AUGUCUUUCUGGGCCCCGCCUCCUGAACCAAAGACCAAGCUCGGUCACUACCGCCUCUUGUCCCCCAACGCGGCCGUCCAUGUUUCGCCUCUCCAGCUCGGUGCAAUGAGCAUCGGCGACAAAUGGCAAACGCUUGGAAUGGGCAGCAUGGACAAAGAGUCCAGCUUCAAGCUCCUCGACGCGUACUUCGACAAUGGCGGUAACUUCAUUGAUACUGCCAACAACUAUCAGGACGAGACCUCCGAACAGUUCAUUGGCGAAUGGGCGGAGAUGCGAGGAAUUCGUGACCAACUCUUCAUUGCGACCAAGUACACCACCAACUACAAAGUCCGCAACCCCUCCGUUCAGCAAACGAUCAAUUAUGUUGGCAAUGGUAACAAGUCUUUACACCUCUCCGUCGAAGCCUCCCUUAAGAAGCUUCGAACAACCUACAUCGACCUUCUCUACUUGCAUUGGUGGGAUCACGACGCCAGCAUCGAAGAAGUCAUGAGGUCUCUCCAUUCUUUGGUCUUGCAGCGCAAGGUCUUGUAUCUUGGUAUUUCAGAUACGCCGGCAUGGAUCGUUGCGAAAGCGAACCAGUAUGCCCGCGACCAUGGCCUGACUCCCUUCGUUGUCUAUCAAGGCGCGUGGAACGUCAUGGAGCGAUCGUUCGAGCGCGACAUCAUCCCCAUGGCCAGGUCUGAAGGAAUGGCUUUGGCCCCUUGGAAUGUCCUCGCGGCCGGAAAGAUCAGGACCGACGCGGAGGAAGAAAAGCGCCGCCAAACCGGCGAGAAGGGAAGAACGCUUCUCGACCCCAACUGGGAGAGGAACGACAAGAGAGAAGAAGAGGUCGGAGCGAAGCACAUCACAUCUGUCGCUAUCGCCUACCUCAUGCAGAAAACGACAUAUGUCUUUCCUAUCCUCGGUGGACGCAAGAUCGAACAUCUCCUUGCUAACGUUGAGGCCCUCGAUAUUGAUCUAACCGAUGAACAGAUCAGAUACCUUGAGAGCGUCGUUGAGUUCGACCCUGGCUUCCCUAACGUCAUGAUCGGCGAUGGCUCGGAAGGUAGCCGCUAUGUCAGGCUGGCUUCCAACUACUAUAGGAAGCCGGUUGUGAAGCCUCUUCGCCCUUCUGACUAG